AUGGUGACGGAGGGCGCAUGCGGCAUGGUGGCAGACAAGGCAGACGACGCGGCGUGGCAGGGACAGUGGGAGGCGAGGCGCGCGCUGGCGGAGAAGGGCGCGCAGUGGCGGUCAGUGGCAGACGGCGUGGCGUGGCAGGGCCUGGGCUGGCAGCUCACGAUGGAUGUGCGAUGCGUUGUGUAA
Emiliania huxleyi CCMP1516 is the source of this 183-nucleotide messenger RNA. RefSeq lists its product as hypothetical. Lineage: Eukaryota; Haptophyta; Isochrysidales; Noelaerhabdaceae. The transcript has 2 exons. The coding region runs from base 1 to 183 and encodes 60 amino acids. The record is from RefSeq and is a predicted model, not a curated record.